AUGCGGCCUAACACAUCAAACCAAACCGCCGAGUCAAGGUCGUCCCAUAACCUACAUGAAGUCAAGACCGCGGCCGAUAACACGACGACGAGCGAGCUGGCCGAGAUUUGGCGCUUCUACGUCCAGGACGGUGCCGUCAUCCCCAACUCGGUUACGACGGCCAACGCGGCCGUAGCGGCGCUGACGGGCGGCUACCGCGGGGCGGUCAAGCAAGACUUCUGCGAGGCGCGCAACAACGCGUCCAACUCUGUGCGCCGGGGUGGUCUGCCAGCCAUGGGCCAGGCGCCGGCUCGAGGCAUGGUCCUCGUGCUCAGCCUGUGGAACUCGCUUGGCACCAUUGUGGUCUAG
Lasiosphaeria miniovina is the source of this 348-nucleotide messenger RNA. RefSeq lists its product as uncharacterized. Bases 1 to 348 code for a protein of 115 amino acids. Gene Ontology annotation, biological process: carbohydrate metabolic process. Gene Ontology annotation, molecular function: hydrolase activity, hydrolyzing O-glycosyl compounds. The record is from RefSeq and is a predicted model, not a curated record. The transcript has a single exon. Lineage: Eukaryota; Fungi; Ascomycota; Sordariomycetes; Sordariales; Lasiosphaeriaceae.